AUGCAGGUGUUUGGCACGCUGAAGGACGACAUCCUAGCAUACGAAUUCCAGUACCCCACCAGAGUGGGUGGCAGGCAGCUGCCCAUCAUCCCAUCUAGGAAGCCUGAGCGGUACUCCUCUGCUGCACCGCUGUCAGCCGAUGCUCGGCAGCGCAUUGUGUCAGAGCUCGUCAGCUUCACAGACAGAGUCACCAUCAGCGUGACGGUCGGCCCUGCCUCUGGCAAGCUUGCAACAACGCCCCUCCAGGAGUGGACGGCCAGGGAGGUUGCCAACGCAGUGUUGCAAGACAGGUCCACUGCAAGGGUGACCACCGGGCAGAGAGUGGCACUGAACACCAUUGAGGAGGCGGGUCAGGAGACCAGGGAUGGCCACCCCUACUGGACAUAUGAGCACACCUCACAGGGCUCGCCGAGCCUGGCCAACAGGAGUAAGGAGACGUACCGGCACAGCUGGUCUGUCACCAGCUACAGGCCAGGCAUGGAUGGCGCACCUUACCUCUACACGCUCACGCUCUCAUGCCCAGAUGAGGAGUGGCCGCAACUGGGACCUCUCUACGCCCAAGCACAAGAGUCGUUCCGCCUAGUCGACACUACACAGGAAUAUGUGCCACCCGACAAAGAUCCGUGGCGCUUCUUCUAG
Coccomyxa subellipsoidea C-169 is the source of this 639-nucleotide messenger RNA. RefSeq lists its product as hypothetical. Lineage: Eukaryota; Viridiplantae; Chlorophyta; Trebouxiophyceae; Coccomyxaceae. The coding region runs from base 1 to 639 and encodes 212 amino acids. The record is from RefSeq and is a predicted model, not a curated record. The transcript has 5 exons.